This is a messenger RNA of Trachymyrmex septentrionalis, 10378 nucleotides long. It is a transcript of the gene bark, whose product is annotated as protein bark beetle. The transcript has 28 exons. The record is from RefSeq and is a predicted model, not a curated record. Gene Ontology annotation, cellular component: membrane. The coding region runs from base 196 to 9045 and encodes 2949 amino acids. NCBI's taxonomy places the organism in Eukaryota, Metazoa, Arthropoda, Insecta, Hymenoptera, Formicidae.
AAUAAAUCGAGGACUAUAUAUAUACAGUGGAUGGAUUCUAACUCUGAGUUCAGUAAGAGAGUUUGAUGUCUCAUCGAAUUCUAGCCGAAUGGAUUUCCGUUAAAUUAGGAAACCAAAUUUUUUUACUCUAAUCAGAAAAAAAGAAGAAAAAUAAGGCGAUUUAAAUUACCUGAUAUCGAAAGCAUAUACUGAAGAAUGCAACGAUUGUGGAUUUCGCUGUCGAUUCUGGCCGUUUUGGCUGGAGCUCUUCCAGAUGACAGAUUCGACCAAACAUCAAUUUAUUACACAGUACCAAUAAAUGAGAGCGAGGCAAACGGCAGCUGGAAUAAUGGCGGUCUUUUCGAAGAACAUGGUGGCCGCAUUAUUCGAGAUCAAAAAGUGUUUGAGAGAUCGAAGAGUCCUUACUUGUUGCGAGAGGAUUUGUUUAUUGAAAAGGACGCCAAACUCAUUAUAGAAUCCGGUGUGGAGAUUCGUUUCAGUCCGAUGAUCGGCAUCACUGUCCGCGGUAUCAUAAUCGCCAAGGGCGAAGCACACAUGCCAAUCUUGCUGACUGCAGCGGAAACACAGGUUCCAUCUCUUCGAACAUCACCCACGAUACGCCUUGUUGACGGACCGAGUCCGCUAACGGGAAGACUGCAGCUCUUUCACAAAGGUGGCUGGCGUUCCGUCUGCACAAACUCGCGAAAUUGGACUCGCGCAAAUCUAGAGACAGCAUGCCGGCAGCUUGGUUAUCAGGGCGGACAAUGGUGGUCAUGGAUCGACAGACAAUGGCCCUCCAAGCCGCGUCUUCUUUACGAGGAACCAGGCUGUCGUGGCACCGAACCCUCGUUAACGACUUGCGAACAUUGGUCGGAGAGAGAAUUGGGUGCCGGUGUUUGCGAUUAUCAUCCUGAUCUGGGUAUUUCUUGUCUACCUCGCCACGAUGGUGCGAGCAAGGCGAUCAAGCAUUGGCGGGGGAUACGAUUCGAGGAUGCGAUGUACGAUAAACAGAAACUCAUUCAACAAAACACACUUUACGUGCAUCAAUCUCUGUCCAUUCUACGGAACACGGUAAUCGAAUAUGCUGGAACCGGGAGGGAGUACAAUAUAACUUCGGCGAUUCAUGUGGAAGGCGUCCCACCGAUAAUGGAGACAAUUUCUGUUUUGCAUUCUGCCUUCACGGGUAUCAACGUCACUACGUCGGACGCAUCAGUCGUGAUAAAUAAUUGUACUGUGCAAUAUAACAAAGGAUACGGGAUUUAUGUAAAUAGCUCAUCCGGCAUGGCGCAUAUUAACAACUGUACAGUAUCCGAAAACGGAGCGGACGGAAUAAAGUACGUGCACGCGGAUGAGCGGCCAGACGACAAGUUGGAGCGUAACGACGUGUACGAUCUAUGCACCUUUCCUUCAACGGUCAGUCAGACUUUUCCCAUCACUAUAUCAAUGCAACAAAAUAAAUACGCACCCAACGUAAAAGAAUGUCCACAACAAAUCUUCACAACGCUAGGCUAUGUCCUGACAGUGCAUUUUUUGCAAAUGAAAACCGAUAGAAAUGAUAGCGCCAUCAUAGAGGUGUAUGAUGGAACGGUGAGGCUUUUAGCUACUGUCAAAGUCAGAAACGGAACUUUACCGCAGAGCGUGACCUCAACCGGUCAUAAUCUUUUUAUAAAAUUCAUAGCUGAACCCCGAACUAACGCACUCGUGUUUGUGCGAGUAUCAUCGGGCUACAAAAAAACAUAUGAUCUCAAUGUGACCGGUAGUACAAUAACGAGUAAUAACGGUCGUGGUAUCAUCGUGGAAAAGCUAAGAUCCGCCUUGCACAUUCACGAGACCUCGGUAUCAGAUAACAAUCACGUGGCAGGCGUACACGUGUUAGGUGGCGCGAUGGACGUUAACAUUACCGAUAGUCGUAUCGCAUACAAUCAAGGGGACGGUGUUAACAUCACUGUUUCGGGCGGCAAUCGUAACGUGUCCCGCAGCAGUAUAUCGUCCAACAGCGGUUAUGGUUUUGCGGUGUGGCUCAAUGAUAGCUUCGCCACCGAAUACAUAUAUUUUAAUCAAUCGACCGUGAUCGAAUACUCGCAGAUAUUUAGCAAUAAGGACAUCGGCGUUCUGGUUGGUAAUUCAACCGGCAACUCGUACGUAAAUGUAACUGGCAAUUGGUUUAAUACCAGCUUUGAAACGGCGCUACAAGUGGAAUCCAGUUGGAGAAAAGACAAUGGAUUAAUGAGAGUGCAGAUCGGACACAACUCAUUCAUAAGGAAUGAGAAGUUAGGAAUCAAACUGAGCCCAGCGCUCAAUCUCGACGCUAUUAUAGAAUACAAUCACUUUGUAGAUCAAGCAACCGGUGCAAUUCUAAUAAAAAAUCCACUCUACGAAGAGUUUAACAUUUUGCCCGCGGAGGUCGUAAUCCGACAUAACGAAUUCUAUAACAACCAAGGUACCUUUAUAAUCAGCAUUGGCUUAUCGCCUUACAACGACGCGCAAAAGUUACUGUUCACAAGAAACUUCGUGAAACAUAAUCGUGUCCGGGAAUUGUUCGAUAACGGUGAUAUGCGGAAUGUCAAACUGAUACCGCGCUCCAGAGUAGCUGCUGUCAUUGUCGUAUCUUCAAGCAAUGUUCAAGUUUUCCGUAACAUCUUAAACAAUCUCGAUUCGCGUUACGAGAUUGGCUCUCAUCUGGAAGAUCAGAGUAAAGUUAUCAAUUGCACAUAUAACUGGCUAGGAUCUGCGGAAGAAAAGAUAAUAUUCGAUCGAUUAUUUCAUAGGAAGGACAGAUAUAAUCUCGCCAAAAUCGAGUAUUUGCCUUACUUGCUGCACAACAGCAAUCCCGGCGCGAAUACCAUCAUCCCGAAUCCGACAUUCGUGCCGCAAUUUAUCAGGUCUGAUUCGAACGAAGUCGGAGGUGAGGUUGACGGCCAGGAGGAAUUAAAAGCCGGAGAGUACAUUGUCAAGCGUGAUAUCAAUGUAAGACCAGGCGGAAAACUAAUAUUGCAAUCGGGCGUUACAUUACGCUUCCCACCAGCCGUGGGAAUGAUGAUCGCCGGCAAAUUUGAUGCGCGCGGCAAGAAACCCAGCGACAUCUUAUUCACUCUCAAGGAGGAGCUCGUUAUGUUACCAAAUAACAAUACUUUUACAGAUGAGAAUACGAUUCAAGUCCAUGAGACAGAAUCCAUGCCAGUGAGGCUUCUUGAGAAAACAUGUUGUUUCGUGCCGCGGACGGUAAAAAUUGGAAAUGAAUGGGGCACUGUGUGCAAUUAUGGAUGGACAAUUCAGGAUGCAGCACUCGUUUGUCAUCAGUUAGGCUUUAUCCUCGACUUCGAGAAUUGGCUUAUGGAGCGAUCGCAAAUUCCGAAUGCAGGGAUCAAUGAGAAGAUACUCCUCAGCAACGUGCGCUGUACCGAGUACGACAAUGAUAUAACUAAAUGUCGAGCGGAAAGGGAACAAGAUUUUGAAAACUCGUGUACUCAUGAGAACGAUGUUGGUGUCAGGUGUCUGGAGGCGGCAUGGGCUGGUCUCAGAUUAGGACCGCUGGCUCAAAGAAGUGACUUGCAGUACGUGACAAUUGAAAAGGCAGGCUUGUUGGAUUACAAAACUAAUUCAUUUAAACCAGCUUUGCAAAUUGAUUUUGCUCGGCAUUCACUGAACGGUAUCAAGGUCUUGAACAAUCUGCAAGACGGCUUAGGAAUUUUGUAUUCAGACAUAUAUUCGGCGGACGCGAUAAACACUGUGACGAAUAGCGACUUCUCUCAAAACGGCGGGAGCGGCAUCAGUUUCAAGCAAUUAGGUAUGCGGAUUGUUAAUUCACGAAUCGAAAACAACAAGGUCGCGGGAAUAAGACACAAUCCCGCUCUCUCGGCUGUUCAGCAAAGAGAAUUCGCGGGAUGGUUCCUGCGGAAAUCGGACACCACAGUCGAUUCACCGUAUAAUCCGAUAAUCUUGCCGGAAAUGACCGAGAACAUCAAACUUGCUAAUGGAGAGACCAAAUACAUUAUCACGACUAAAGUAAUCAAUGACUCCGUCCGUCGUAUCAUCAACAUUGAAUGCAAACCAAGCUAUGUCAUCGGUAUCCAAUUAUUGAACCCGAUUGAAAAUCGAAGUACGGAACAAAUUAUAUUACACGACUCACAGCAUUUCGACAUAAAUCAGACGGUUUGGCACGUAAAACGGGACCUGAAUGUUUUCCCCGUCUCGUCUAGUUCCUUUGUAGUACUUUUGGAGUAUGAUAGCGGUGAGAAUGCUCUUGGUGGAACUGUCAUAGUUGUCACGUCGCUCUCGGCUCCAAGACAGAAUAUUCACAAUAAAAUAGUCAACGGUCCUAUUCCUUUGUUAUUUGUCACAAAGACAAAGAUCAAGAACAAUAAGAAAGGUGUGCUCGCGUCCUACUACAAUCGAUAUCUGAAUGAAAUCGGAUAUCAUUUUCUACGGAAAGCCAAUGAGACUAUUCAAUUAGUCGAAUGCGAGAUAUCACACAAUCAUGAAGAAGCCGUUUACGUGCAUUCGCCUUAUUGGAAUAUCUUCCAAUCGAACUUGUCCGAGAUCUCGAUACAUAUAAAUAACAGCUUGAUAACAGACAACGGUAAAGGGAUACAUCAAUUCAGCCGCGAUGCAAGGCAAUCCAACAAUCUCUUCCACUGGAUAAUGCAGGAUAGCACAAUUGAAAGAAAUCAUGGCGGUGGAUUUGAAGUGUUAUUACCAGAUGUCUGGCAGUACAACGAAAACUUCACACACUCUCUAUACUUUGGGAACAACACCUGGCGUAACAAUGAACAGUUUGGCUUUGUAGUGGACGGACAUUUCGCGCAUCUUAAUAUAUCCUAUAAUCGUUUCGACAGCAAUCGCUGUAAGACCGGUUUAAUAUCCGUGCGUGGCAUGGAAAAAAAGAUCAGAAUCGAUAAUAAUUAUAUCGAGGGUAAUAAUGGUGUUUACAUGGUUGAGUUCCGAGCGGACAGCCAGUCCGAAAUCCUCGGUGACAUUUAUGCUCGUUUCUAUCGCAACGAGAUUAAGCAAAAUAUGUACGAUCCCAGCAAUUUGAGACCACGUCGAACGUUUGACGAUCCCAGCUAUGUCGUCGGCUUCCACGGCAUACAGAAAGUACAAGUACAUAAAAAUCUCUUCGGCGAGAACUCGCUGGAUUAUGAGUUAUUGGCAGGUAUCAGGACAGCCAAGAUCAACAACGAAGUAGAUGUCAGGGAGAAUUGGUGGGGUACUGCUAACGACACCUCUAUCAGACAGAGGAUUUUCGACUUCGACGACUGGAAUGAUCACGCUGUGGCCAACUAUCGGCCGUACUUGACGAGCGAUUCGUUUGAAGCGUCUACUUCCGCGUGGCGGCAUAUAAAUCGCGAGAUCGACCUGAACAAUUUGGGCGGUCGCAUAGUGGACAAUCUCUCGCUGUACGCGAGACCCGAGCCCUACGUCAUACAUUCUGAUAUUACGAUUAUGCCGGAAGCUACUCUACAUAUCUAUCCCGACGUCGUAAUGGAAUUCGCUCCUAACGUUGGCAUCCUAGUCCUGGGAACGCUGAAAGCCAUUGGCGUACCCGGCCACGAGAUCAUAAUGAGACCGAUAAAACGAAUUGAAGCGAGCGCAAAUUUUACGUUUCCCAAACUGACGCCGAUGAAAAGUUCCACUAAUAUCAUGUCAAUGCCGGACGAGACGAUUCGUUUGUGCAAGGAUGGACAUUGUUCCGUAUUGCACUACGAAGGAUUCCUAGAGUACUUCAACAGGACGACCCUUCAGUGGAUCCCAUUGUGCGAUGAUCGAUUUACUGAGCGCAACGCUCAAGUAGCAUGCCGACAACUCGGUUAUGACACUCUCAACGUUUACGUAUCGUACGAUCGUAGAUAUGAGCUUCAUCCCGGAUCGUUGACGCGUGUCUGGUCUUGGCCCGAACCACUGCAGUGUUCCGGAAAAGAGCAAAGUCUCGAGGAUUGUCAGAUCAGACUGAACGGUCAGUUGUUCGGUCAUCGUCAUGAGUGUCCGUGGAACGGAAACUUCGUCUUCCUGCAUUGCGGAAAGCGAAAUAUAGACGAUGCAUACGAUUACUGGGGCGGAAUACGCAUUGCGAACAGUGAAUUCGAAGCUCAUCUCUACGAACAUCACAUCCACGACAUCGUGACUCAUGAAACAAUUAGGCGCGUUGAAUCGGUUCUCAAAUUCAUCAAUAUAACUGGUGCUGGAAUUUUACAUUAUGAGAAAUCGGCCGCUAUACAGUCGAUUAUGAAGUCUCCGGCAAUAGUGCACGUAAACAUAGAUCGCAGCGCUUAUCACGGCAUAAAUGUCGUAUCUCCAACGCAUAUGGUGGAGUUAUUAUUCAACACAAUUAACAAUGUUCUCGGCAACGGCGUGAAUAUAUUAUCCUUGACAGGAGAAGGCCGCGAGUCAGAUGAGAGCACAUUCACGCCUAUUAAGGAUCUUAAUAUUCCUUAUCAUUUAUUCAGUAUGGUCGAUAUAUGCGAUACUGCAAAAGAAAUUACAAUCGAGGAGCGCGUAAUCGUAUAUUACAAAUAUGAUAAUUAUCCUGUGAAUUGCGUGAAGAUCUUCCGCAGUGCUUAUAGAGCCAAACCGUUUGGAUUCAGACUUUUGCAAUUUAAUCUUUAUAACUCCACUGGCAAGCCAGGCCGGCAUGAUAGUAUAACAAUGUACGACGGAGACAUUUACAAUAUCAGCACCAAAGUGAUUGGUCAUUUGGAAGUUAAUACUCCUGAUGAGAAAAAAUUGUUUAGAACGCAGAAUCCUAGUAUUAGCAUUAGAUUAUUUGCUAACGGCGCUAGUAAUACGCAUGGAUUUAUCGCAGAAAUCGUAACUCUACCGAUAUCUGCCAUUGGUUUUAAUCGCGAUGUACAGCACAACGUUUCUUACUCUUUGAUAUCGAACUGUCGCGAAGGGGCCGUAAAAUAUGCAAGCGCCGGCGAAGUGAAUGCCAUAAUAACGCUCGAGCGUAAUCAGUUUGUAAAUAAUUGCGAGAAACUGUACGGUAACUUCACCACGUGUAAAUCCGCACUAUGGCUCGAUGUCCAAAAUACGCAAUUGCUCCAUUUCAGAAAUAAUUUAGUACAACGAAAUCAAGGCGGUCUUACAAUUCGUGCCGAUUCGAGCGGUACGGCAACGUCCCUUAAGGGAUGGAUUCAUAAUAAUCUCUUCACAGAAAACUUCAAUAAGCCUGCAUUGUUCGUUGAGGGUCGUCAGAGCAGUCCUUAUCAACAGAUGACUAUAUUCAGAAAUUAUUUCACCAAGAAUAACGCUCCGUAUGACAAUAAUAUCAUUUUGAAACAAGUGGUCAGCAACAUGACAUUCAAUUACUUACAUGGAAACCUUGGUAUGCAUUUAUUGGAGAUUUCGGGAUUCGAGAAAGUCCGUUCACAAUUCUAUCAAAGCACAUCUCACAACGGCUUCUACAAAAACUACGCAGUCGAUCGUGAAGGCCGUAGCACUAUUGUUGCUGGUACACCUGGUCAGCAAUAUGUUGAUAAUGUGUUUUUUAAUCCCGACAACGAUUAUGAAAUGCAAACGACGAACAAAUCUCAACAACUGGAAAUUUGGAGAUCUCACGUAGACGCGCGGCACAAUUGGUGGGGUUACAAUGAAACUUUAGCAGUGGCUGGACGCAUCAGAGACCGUGAAGAUUCAUUUGAACUAUUACAGGUGGAUUAUCAGCCUUUCCAUAUGAAUAAUAUGUCGGUAUUAAGUGGCAAGUGUCCACCUGCCUGGAAUCUUGUUGGUGACACGUGCUACAUAUUGAUCGGCGCACCGAUGGACUUUUAUAGUGCGCGAGACUUUUGCAGGUCGGCAAAUGCGUCGAUGCCAUUCAUCAUGGGAGAUUAUCUGGAACUCUGGAAAUUCGCGCGUAAGCAACAGGAGCGAUUCGAUUAUUCAGAGCGUGUAUGGGUGCAACAAUUGGAACGUGUGGAUCAAUGCACGAUGUUUACGUAUCAGACCAUUGAGAUUGAUCAUUGUGCGCAACCCAAUUUGUUUAUUUGUGAAAUCGAUCCCAGAGUCAACAUCGAUCCUUUGUCUUGGAGGAAAGAUAUCGUUGCGGUGGGUGUUUUGGGAGCUGUUGGCAUUGCACUCGCAUUGCUAACUGCGGCGAUCGUAUUGUGGGCGUCCAAGUCGAAGAAGCGUAAGCUUGAGAGACUGGAGCGACGUAACUCUAUCAGGCAAUCCCUACAUUCCCUGCGAUCGGUCGGCUCCACGUCCGGCUUCACAGAACUCGCUUAUCGCCGAAAGCCUAUCGCGACCAAACAUUCCACGGAUACGCUGAACUCAAAUUACAAGCGCAUGCUGAACGGUGGCAGUCUGGACUCUAUGGACAAGUCACAACUGAACUCCUCAAUAGAAGAUAAUCAGAGUUACGAUGUAUACGAGGCUCAUAAUCCGCGAUAUUCGCCAAGCACGAGCGACUUUAAAAAUACGGUGCAGAAGUACGGUGCAGCGCAGAGUGUCGAUAAUCCGGUCUUUGACCUGGCAUACCGUAAUGAGGGCUUCCGCAAUCAUUCUACUUUUGCGGCAAGGCACGGUAUUGCCGACGGCGCCGUCGCCGCCGCCGCCGCCGCUUCUAACUGGUCAUCACCGCCAAACAUACAGUCGACAUCACUUGAUGAAAGUCCCACAGUGUAUGCUAACAAUGAGAGCUCGUCGUAUCUCAACAAUACGUCUACGUUGCCGUUGCAUUCCAGUAUCGCACUCACUGAUUCCAUGAUCGAAUUGAAACGCGAUAUCGAGGUAUCGUCAGGCGUUUACGAUCCUAUGGAUUACUUAAAGCCCCCUUAUGACUCGACUACGUUAACUCCGAGUCAGGCAUCCGAGCCCGUUCCGGAAUACGCAUCGGACUUUCAGCCACCGGUACCGCCACAUCCCUAUCAUUAUGAAGCCGAGAGUAGACCUAGGAGCGAGGCGCUGUUAGAGACCAACUUCGACACGGGUGAAGAGAAGCCAUUACGCUCGAAGAGCGAAGUCUUGCUCGAGACCAAUCUGGACGCGUUCCUAGUCAAUGAGCCCACGGAACUCACGCAGCUAUCGGCGGCCACGCGAAGCAAGAGUCAACCAUUAGAAACAGCAAUGUAGCUCUCCAGACGUCGGCGACUCUUAGACCAGCAGUUCACAAUUCGGGCACAUCCGAAGUGUAUGCCAAAUGUCUUCUAGCGAUAAGCACUGCCAGCUAUUGCACAACAAGAGAUUUUCAAUCGUUUAUAACAAUACGCUGCCGACUUCCAACUCGUGCCAUUUCCAAUGGUCAUGAACUGAAUAUUGGAAUAUACACGCACAGUAAGUCCCCGUUGAAAUGAUCGGGAAUGGAGCGGAUAUUCAUUGUUAGAUACAGAAACUGAUGUGGACUCAUUAUUAGCUGUAGAAACUGAUGAAGAGUUUUAUUACAUUAUGAAAAACUCUGCGGUAAAUUAUAAUUUGAUAUGUUAAAAAAAAUAUUACGAUAAUUAUUUGUAACACGUAUGUUGAAUUGACAUAGAGCGUCAAUUUUCUAGCAAGAGAUACAGUUGACACCAUAACACAAUGAAUCAUUGCAUCUUUGUCAAUGUUAAACAAGGAUGAAAUGAUUCACUAUGUUAUACACUAUUUUUUGCUGAAAAACGAUCAGUAAGCAUGCGAGUUUUGCAUAAAUCCACCGAAUCCGCGCUUAGGAUGAAUGUAUACUCUCUAAAUCGUAGAGUGGACUUAUAUAUCAUUAAUAUUAAAGUAAUUGCAAUAGCCACUAUAAGAGAGAGUUCUCACUCUAAUUUCAGUAAACGCGGGCAAUCAUAAGCUAGGAGUAAAUUUUUCACUCAAAUGUUUAAAAUGACUAUACGUGGCGUGCCCUAUGCAAUAAUUUAUUUCACUUUAAUUUAGUGCAAAGAGAGUUUCGCGAAACUCUCAACAGAUGUCUUCUCGUAAAAAAGAUUCGACGCUACAUCCGUAUAGAAAGCGGGAAUGAUUAGGUAAAAUCUAUAAUGAUUAGGUUAAUUUCGCGCAUUUCUCUGCUAUUUUACUUUCUCACUAUGGCGACAAUAUUUUUUUUUUCAGAGCAACUACUAAAUCAAUUAUAAGAUCUACCUUAUAAGAACGUAAAGAAGAUAGGCAAAUUAAAAAUAACAAACAUAAGAAUAAUAUCUGUUGAACAUUAAUUUCAAAAAAUGUAUACAUGCUGAUCUAUAUACGUCAUUCUUUUACAUAGGAAUUCACUCCAAUUUAUGGAAUGUAAUUUAUCUAUUAAUUAGAGUGGCAAAUCAUUCGAAGUGCAGGGGUUCAAUUUUCACUUCGUUACACAUUACAUCUUACUCACUUUGAAUGAUAUUUCACUCUUCGAGUUUUACAGAGAUAAAUACUGUGUAAAAUUUUCACGGAAAUCGCCCGUCAAGACUUCGGCUUAACAGACAGUGUUCAUAUACGUACAAUAUACAUUAAA